GUGCAGAGCGUCGGGAUGUUGAUGAUGCCGAUGUGCAUGCUGCUAGGUGCGUAUCUGGGCAUCACGGGGCACCAGGAGGUGCAGCGGAUUGCCUCCAGCCUGCUGCCGCCGGACGACGGGCUGCUGCUGGAGAGCGCGGGCUUCGGCCCAGGGCGCACCGCGGCCGCAGGCAUGAGCCACGCGGACGCCAGGCAGCAAGCCGCGUACGGCGCCGCCGUCGGGCGUUUCGCCGGGGCCCAGCAGCACGCGGCCGCAGCGGCACGGAACGGCCUGCAGCGACUGCAGGCGUUCCACUCGGCCUUUCAGGGCCGGGCGCACAAGCUGGGGCAGUAG
Messenger RNA from Prorocentrum cordatum, 333 nucleotides. The record is from the annotation of a GenBank genome assembly. NCBI's taxonomy places the organism in Eukaryota, Dinophyceae, Prorocentrales, Prorocentraceae.